UUUGGCAUAAACACGAAGUAAGCAGUUAAAUUUCUGAGCUUCCAGGUAUGCUUAGCAGUGUGUUUAUUUUUAUUGUACUUUCUCAUACUUGUGUAGGUGGUAUGAGAAAGUGCAUUUAAAAUUGACCAUUAAGUUUUGAGCUUGGGCAAGUGUUUGCCUAUUACGUCCUGCAUAAAUGCAAUGUUGUUAUUUUUUCUGAAGUAAACUUUUCAUAUUCCAUACACUUUGACCUUAUAUUUUAAGGUCAGUGCAUUAUUUAAUUUAUCUCUUUUUCGACUUACCAUAGUUAACAUUGGUGAGUGUUGGAUGUCAAUGAAAGGGUUGCAGCAAAUCAAAUGCAUAAUCCACAAAGUGCUGUUAGCUCCUCCACCGUGAUUGGUGCCACCAACACAUCUACCUCAGUUGGCUCAAUUAACACUCGUAUACUUCAUGUUCCUAACAACAAUGUGCAGCCAAGAUUUAUUUCAAUUGAUGCUAAUUCUUAUUCAAAAGUAGUUAAUGUGCCUCGUGCUGCAAGUCCAUACAUUACCAUUCAACCACAAAUUAAUCCUCAACAAAACAAUGCAAGUCAGCAAUAUGUUCAAUUUCAACUUCCAAACAUGCAACAAGGUUCUAAUUUCAUUUGUCUGCAACCACUGUCCAAUCAAUCGAACAAUACUCAGUCCGUACAAAAUGUGCAACAAAACUUUGUCUCUGUGCCAGCUAAUUUUUUUAAUAAUCAAGUGCAAUUGCAAAACAUUAGUCAACCACAUCUUUCAAUACAACUUCUCCAACAAUCAAACCAAGUAAAUAACAAAAUGCAAUCAGAGCAAGCAGAUGCAAAUAUAAGUCCAAAGAAAAAAGCAAAUGUUACACCUAUUCAAGUUCAUGGCAGUUUGAAUGGACAACAAAUAUUAAUAUCACCACAAUCUUCAGCAUCGUCUUUAGUGGGAACAGUUUCUGUUGGUCAAGCUACACCAACAGUAAACAUAAACAGCCUUCUAUCACAAAACGUUCAACAAGACACAAUUACUCAAAAUGUUUCUGCUGCAGCAUUUUUCCCAGCUUCCCCAGUGAGGAAACAAACAGGAGCAAUCGCCACCCCAGUAACAUCUUCAAGUAUAUUCCAAGCUUUACAAGCAGUAAAAAAUCCUACAAAUGCACCAGUUGUAAAUCAUAGCACUGCUAAUACAUUGCCAACAGUUUUAGCAGCAAUAAAUCCACAACAGCAACUUUCUUUGCAACAACAACAAUCCUUAACUCAAUUCGUGGCCCAACAUGCACCACAAUUACAAAAUCAGCAAUUAGUAUUCAAGCAUAGUCACAAUAAAAAUGAAGAAAUCAGCUCAAAAGGUUUUCCAGGUACCAUCAUGAUGCUUGGUGGUAAUCAAACCAUGAAUAAACAGCAGGUCAUUAUUCCAAAGACCACGCCUGUUUCAAAUCAAAGUUCAAUGUUUGUUCCAAUCACUAUGGCAAACAAUGUAUCUGUUUUAACUAAUCCGGCAUCAUCGAUAAUGGGUGCAAAAAGAGUUAUUGGUCAGACUGGUCCAUCCACUACAUUAAGAAUACAGCAACAGCAGAUUGCACCAAGAUCAACAGCAUCAACCUCGUCAGCAGGUGUCAACAACAUGUCACUGAAUAGCAGCAAUCAAAAGAUUCUAAUACCGGUUCAAUCUUCCAAUCAGCAACAGUAUAUCAUCCAAUCAGUUCCUCAAAAAAUUGUUCAAUUAAACUCACAACAAAAUAACCCUACUCAGAUACAACAAAAACAUGAUACUCCACCAGCUUCAACAAUUUCGAAAUCUGCUGGUAAAGCAACAACGGUUGGGUCAGUCACUGACUCUAAGCCAGUUAAAAAACCUUGCAAUUGCACAAAAUCACAGUGUCUUAAACUGUAUUGUGAAUGUUUUGCAAAUGGUGAAUUUUGCAGCAACUGCAACUGUCGACUCUGUUUUAACAACAUCAAUCAUGAAAAUGAAAGAAAAAAAGCAAUUAAGGCUUGUUUAGAACGCAAUCCAUAUGCAUUUCACCCAAAAAUUGGCAAAGGAAAAGUAAAGGGUGACAAUGAAAGAAGACAUACAAAAGGUUGCAACUGCAGAAGAUCUGGAUGUUUGAAGAAUUAUUGUGAAUGCUACGAAGCAAAAAUUCUUUGCUCAGAGCUUUGUAAAUGCAUUGGUUGCAAAAAUUUUGAGGAGUCAGCUGAUCGUCAAACACUUAUGCAUCUUGCUGACGCUGCGGAGGUGAGAGUUCUUCAACAAAAUGCAGCAAAAAGUAAAUUAGCAAAGCAAACAGAUAAUGUUGAUAAAAAGAUAGCUACAGCACAAAAGGAGAAGCUGCCUUUUAAUUUUAUGACAGCAGAUGUUUCAAAAGCAACGUGUGACAUUCUACUUGCAUGUGCUCAAAAAGCAGAAACAAGUAAUCUUUCUGAAGAAGAAACAGAACGUUCAAUUAUAGACGAGUUUUCUAGAUGUUUAAAUCAAAUUAUAGACAAAGCUAACGAAGCAAAAGAAGGAAAAAGGUGACAGUGGUUGACUUAGCUGAUAUAUAAUAGAUUUGAUAAAUUAUUUUAUAAUCCUGUAUAUCCUGUAAAAUAUAAUUGUGGAUGUAAUUUUACCCAAAUAGUAUUGUUAUAUUUUGUACAUAUUCUUUUAUCUGAUAUAACUAAUUACAAUUGUUACAGCAUUGUUUCUUGUAAAAGAUGUGUAUUGUGAUAUUAGCUGUUGUGAAAAUUACUAUCCUGCUUUUUCAAAACUGAAACAAAACUGUCAGCUGAUCGUACAGUUGUUAGCUGUACUUUCUGUAAUGUUUAUGUGUAGCGUAAUAAACAUAAAGUGAAAACAUAAAGUUGAAAUAGAUAAACUUGAAAUUUCUCCCCAACAAAUCUUAUUGGUAACAAUAAAAAAAGAAAAUGUAUAUGCUGUUUGUGUUUUAAUGUUUAACAUUCAAUGUAUUUUUUGUUUGUUUGGUUAUUUGAUUUUAUAGUUCGUGUGUGAUACAAAAGAAUAAUGUCUCAACAAAAAAAGAAAAAUUGUCUAAAACGUUGGCUUAAUUCUUCAUCUUGUGUUCUUCUCGGCCAGGAUUUGAUCCAACUGUUACUUUCCCAUCUGCUACUUUAACUUAUACACAACAAAAUGAUUUCAUUAUGAAAAUGUUAGACAGUUCUGUGUUGCUAAAUUGAGCAUACCACUGUGAAAAAUGUAAUAAACGAUUUGACUUGUACCUCUGCCCAUAACGAAAUAUGCAAUCAAAGAGGAGUGUUUACAGAGAGAUAAAAUACAAAGUAUUUUUUCUUGUCCGCACAUUUUAAUAUAAAAAUUAACUUUUUUCCCUAUAAUCCAGAUAAUUAUUUCGACAAUCGUAUCAUCGUCUUGUGAUGUCUCGAUAUUAAAGGGGGCCUAAUAACACUCAUUUCAGGAAUACGGUUUAAUACCCAAAUUCUAUCAUAAUCUAUUUUCUAUAUUAUAAGUCCCUUCUUGCUUCGUUUUUUAUUGCCUAAAAAGAAUAUUGAUUGAAUUGAUGAUUUUUUUAUAACAUUGAAUAGUUUUCUAUUAGUGUUGUUUUAGUUUAGUAAUGAAACCAUAAACACGAAACAAUUGGAUUAUGGCUGAAGAUGUACAUGAUAACUGGUCAAUUAACGUUGAAAUAAGAAAUGGUACUGGG
Molecule: messenger RNA, 3639 nt
Organism: Hydractinia symbiolongicarpus
Lineage: Eukaryota; Metazoa; Cnidaria; Hydrozoa; Anthoathecata; Hydractiniidae
Product: protein lin-54 homolog
Exons: 14
Coding region: 336-2501 (721 amino acids)
Biological process (GO): regulation of DNA-templated transcription
Cellular component (GO): nucleus
Source: RefSeq, a predicted model, not a curated record